Messenger RNA from Beauveria bassiana ARSEF 2860, 1494 nucleotides. Its product is annotated as cellulase, putative. Gene Ontology annotation, molecular function: hydrolase activity, hydrolyzing O-glycosyl compounds. NCBI's taxonomy places the organism in Eukaryota, Fungi, Ascomycota, Sordariomycetes, Hypocreales, Cordycipitaceae. Bases 1 to 1494 code for a protein of 497 amino acids. The record is from RefSeq and is a predicted model, not a curated record. The transcript is spliced from 2 exons.
AUGAUCGCCAAAAACACUGCGCUCUGGCUACUCGCCGUGACAAGCGGCGAAGUGUUCGCCCAAGAUGCAGAGGCUUGGUACAAGGCCCAUCCUGGCAUGGCCCUUAUCAAAAAGGUGAACCAGGACACGCAUCAAAUCGUCGAUGAAUACGGUCGAACUCGUUUUUUCCAUGGCACCAAUGUUGUCAUGAAGGAGGCUCCGUGGUAUCGUCCAAUGGAGUGGACUCCAGGGGUCUCGACCUUUGGUGAACAGGAUGUCCAAAACCUUCAUGAAUUGGGCGUAAAUAUCGUUCGUCUCGGACACAGCUGGGCUGGCGCCGAACCUGUGCGAGGCGAAUACAACCAGACAUUUCUGGAUAUUAUGAAGCAGCAGACGAAGCUGGCAGAGGAGCAGGGUAUCUACGUCUUGGUGGAUGUUCAUCAAGACGUACUGGCGCAGCAACUCUGCGGCCACGGCGUACCUGAUUGGUUCGUCAAGAAAGACUGGAUUACGGGCUUCAGACGAUUUCCGUUUCCUCUCAAAUUUGAACCAUUUACUACCGAUAGCCAGGGCUUUCCCUCACCCCAAUCGCAAUGCAACACUAUUGACUGGUCCCUCAACUAUCUAACAGUCGCUGUGGGAAAUGCUUUCGGAAGACUAUAUAAUAACUUUGAUGGCCUUGGUGACGCUUUCGCUGCGUACUGGAAGAAGUUGGCUGCGGAAUACGUCGACACCAGCAACAUCGUUGGCUACAACCUGCUGAAUGAGCCUUGGGUUGGCGAUACAUUUGCAGAUCCGACACUGCUAAUACCGGGAGUUGCCGACCGCAAGGUACUUGAGGGGCUUUGGAAUCGCGCAUCAAAGCAAAUCAGGACAGUUGACAAUGACACGUUGAUUUGGUUCGAGGGCGCCACCCUUGACAUACUCUCGGGCUUCAACAACGUGCCGCUCGGAGACGGAUCAAAGACGGUGCACUCGUUCCACUACUACCGUCCACCGCAGCUCGGCUCCAUCUCCGACACUCUGGCCAACCGUCACAAGGAUAAUGUACGGCUCAAGACUGCUGGUGUCCUGACAGAGCUGACAUUUUGGAUGGGCGACGACAAGCAAAUGAAGGCCAUGGAUGAGGCUGUCAAGGCCAGCGACGCCAACAUGGUGUCGUGGCUCGGGUGGGCAUAUGAGAACCUCUACAAUGGAACCUCGGGGCAGCCUUACCCCGAGCUGCAAAAGCACUACAGCCGAGCAUAUCCAGCGGCCGUUGCAGGCACGCCAAAGUCGUUUGGAUUCGACGAGAGCUCGGGAACUUUCAAGCUGCAAUUCACAAGCGACCCAGCCAUCGAUGCGCCUACAGAGAUUAUUCUGCCUGCGUCAACCUUUCCCAAUGGAUACAACGUUCAAUUUACGCCCGAGACCAGCUUGGUUCAGCAUGAGUGGGACGAUCGUACUUUGAGCCUCUUCACCUCCCAAUCCCUUCCAUCGGGCACCUCCAUUUCUGUCACCAUCACUCGAAAGUAG